AAUCAUUAUUUUAUUGUCUUAGCUUUGAUGUUUAAAGAAAGUUGAGCUUUGUAUUAAAAUUAGUUAUAAUAACGUUUUUUCAUUAUAUAAUCUCCGUAUACAGUUUAACUAAUAAAAUGUUAGGUUUCUAUUGUUCAAUUCCAUCUAAUGUAUCGAGUCUUACUUUGUAUUUCCUUUUCAAAACCUGGCUCCACUCCUUUACACUAGCUCGCAAAGGUAAUUUGUACUAGGCAAGCUUCGUGCAACGAGCUUGAUCCGAAAGGAAAAUUCAUUGCUUCUGUUGACAAGGAGUUUCGAAUUUGAGACCUGCAACAUGAAAGUACUAAGCCCAAACCAUUGAGCCAUAUUUACAAGAGGUCACGAUCUUCUUGUCGCUUAGAACCAACUCUUAUGGGAUAAUUUCUAAGAACAUGUGCAAUUAAUUACCAUAACGUAACUCUUCUAAAUCACAUUUAACUCUACAAUGCUUGUGGCGUUUUCAUUUCGUAAAUGUGAUAUUAAUUACAUUCAUUAACAACGUAUGUUACCGUACCACUCACUAAUCUAUAGUAUUUAAAUCGUCCUAAACAUCACAGAUUAUUCAUCCAAGUGCUAAUUAGCUCAGCUUAAAACACACACGAGAAGUACGAGUACUUACUAACGAGGCUGUGGUACUUACUGGUGCAGUGUUAGCAGCAAAUAGGAAGAUGAGUAGCAGGUUGAUUUUUUUGUUUGUUGUGUGUGUUCUCGUGCAAGCGACAUAUGCAAGGAAGCUUCUUCAGUUUCCAUCAAUGGACAUCCCCGGCAUUGGCGGACUUGACAAAAUUAUGGGAGGUAUUGUAGGCGGCGGUGGUGGUGGAGGUGGAGGCGGAGGAGGAGGAGGAGAGAAUGGUGGAUCUGGUGGAGGGAUGGGAGCUGGCUAUGGUAGUGGAUCAGGUAGCGAUGGAGGCGGAGGCGGAGGCGGUGGCGGAGGAGGCAAUAAGAAUGGUGCAUAUGGUUGGGGAAUUGGAGGUGGCUCUGGUAGAGGAUCAGACAGCGAAGGAGGCGGCAGUGGUGGUGGUGGCGGCGGAGGAGGAGAUGGUGCAUCUGGCUGGGGAACAGGAGGUGGCUAUGGUAAUGGAUCAGGUAGCGAUGGAGGCAGCGGAGGCGGCGGCGGCGGAGGCGGCGGCGGAGGUGAAAAUGGCGGUAAUGGUUUUGGUAUCGGAGCAGGUGAAGGUCAUGGAGUUAUGGCGGCAAUUGAUCCAAUUGAAGUUUAAAAUAAAGCCUCUUUAUACGGACGGUUUAGGUGAUCACUGAUCACCUGAUUUUUCUCAAUUUUUUAGAAAUUAGAAUUAAGAAUAAAUAAAGACAAUUGUCAUUAAACCAUAUAUUUUCACUAAAAAUAAAUGGUGUAAUUCAUAAUUUUGUGAAUUUUGAGCUGAGUUAUGUAUUGACUAUUGAGUACUUCUCAUUUGACAGAUGGUACCUACAAUAAUACAAUAAAAUUAAAUUCAAUAAAUUUAUA
Molecule: messenger RNA, 1483 nt
Organism: Solanum lycopersicum (tomato)
Lineage: Eukaryota; Viridiplantae; Streptophyta; Magnoliopsida; Solanales; Solanaceae
Source: RefSeq, a predicted model, not a curated record